AAGAGAACUUGUUACCUCUCUUGCUCUCAAUUUUCCAGCUAUGAGUUCUAAUAAGCUCAUGAGUUUUACUUUUCAGAAACUCAUCAAAAGAAAAUUUCAUGGCACUGCUGUGAAAAGUUCAAAAUUUUGGAGAGGUCUUGUGGAGAAAGAGUUACAAAGUAUAAAGCCUGAAGAAAAAAAUGAGAGUGUGUGCAUAUAUAGAGUCCCACCAAAUAUGUUAAAUGUUGAACCAAAAGCCUACAUACCUAGCAACAUCUCAAUAGGUCCUUACCAUUAUGGAUCACAACACUUGCAAGAAAUGGAAGUUCUGAAAAACAAGUUUUUUCACCGUCUCUUCGAUCCAAACGGUGCAAAUGGAUCCAAAUUAGAAGAGGCUUGCAAGUUUCUUGAGAAAGAAGAAAUCAAUGCGCGAAACUGUUACAUGGGUGAAAUCAAAUUAAGCAGUGAUGAGUUUCUAAAGAUGAUGUUGGUUGAUGGUUCUUUCAUCAUUCAACUCUUGAGGGAUUUAUCGGAUAACGAAUUCAAACAUGUUCCUUCUCUUAGUAGAUGGAUGUUACCAACCAUUCGUCGCGAGAUGAUAAUGCUUGAAAACCAACUUCCAAUGUUUGUUUUAACAAAACUUUUCGAGCUAACCGAUAAAAACAAUAGUCUUCAUCCACAAAUGAGUUUCUACAAUCUUUCUUUCAAAUUCUUCUACCGAUUGCUUCAAUCCGAAUCACGAAAAACCCCUGAAUGUCAAACAUCUUACAAGUUCAAAAUUGAACAUGUUCUUGAUCUUCUUAGAUACAACAUAAGACCGAAACUCAUUGGCGAAGAGCCAAGAGGAUGUCAGAGCCAGAUGAUUCAUUCAAUAACAGAACUAAAAGAAGGGGGUGUGAAAAUUAAAGCCUGCGAGAGUAGAGAGUUGAUGGAUAUAAGCUUUGGAAAAAAAUGGGGAAUUAUGGUAAAGGAACUAACUAUUCCACCUUUGUACAUUGGUGAUCACAGAGGUACUGUUUUUCGCAACAUAGUUGCAUUUGAAAAAUGUCACAAGAGAUGCAAUCCAGACAUGACAACUUACAUGUUUUUCUUAAACAGACUCAUAAAUUCAGCUAAUGAUGUUUCUGCUCUUCAUUAUAAAGGGGUUAUUCAUCAUUCUUUAGGAAGUGAUGAACAUGUCGCGGAAUUGAUCAACAACAUAGCUAAAGAAAUAGUUCCUGAUAUGAAUGAGUCAUAUUUGUACAACGUGGUGAAUGAGGCGAAUGAGUAUUUGGGUUGUUGGCGUGCGAGAUUCAGAGCUUCGCUUGUUCAUAACUAUUUAACAAGUUGGGCUGUGGGACUUUCUACAUUAGGUGCUCUUUUGGCACUUUAUUUUACAUUCAUACAAGCAAUUUGUGGUUUCGCAGAUGCGGCCACAAAACUGGAGAAAGCAAAGUUCAGUUCAGUGAUAAGAAGUUUGAUUAUAAUUCCAUUUCGUGACCCUCCUCACUAUACAGUAUUCGACGAUGUCAGUAAAAAAAUCGACCAUGGUACUAAUAAUUGAAUAUCUACAUAUCAGGGAUUGAUGCUUGUCAUACAUGUGAUCGAUGUCUCUACUUAUUUUCUCUUUCUAUGUAUUUUCUUUCAUUGUGAUAUUGUUUGUGAGCUAGUUUUCCCUUGCAAUCUCUUCUUGUAUUUAUUUAAAGUUGGAGCAUAUAUUUAUAGUUUUUUUUCAUAGAGAAGGAAAAUCAAGUGUUUUAUGAA
Molecule: messenger RNA, 1722 nt
Organism: Medicago truncatula (barrel medic)
Lineage: Eukaryota; Viridiplantae; Streptophyta; Magnoliopsida; Fabales; Fabaceae
Product: UPF0481 protein At3g47200
Exons: 1
Coding region: 41-1522 (493 amino acids)
Source: RefSeq, a predicted model, not a curated record